Molecule: messenger RNA, 1222 nt
Organism: Rhipicephalus microplus (southern cattle tick)
Lineage: Eukaryota; Metazoa; Arthropoda; Arachnida; Ixodida; Ixodidae
Product: prolactin-releasing peptide receptor
Biological process (GO): neuropeptide signaling pathway
Cellular component (GO): plasma membrane
Molecular function (GO): neuropeptide receptor activity
Source: RefSeq, a predicted model, not a curated record
AGGCGAGCGAAGUGCGGCAAACAUAUUCAAAAUGAACGGAAGUGCCAAAGGAGCCGAACUGAACAUAGAGCAGAUUCCUGACAAGUACAUCGGAUAUAUCAUGCACUUCAUGCUCAAGUUCCAGAACGACACGUCCGAGUUCAGCAGGCCCCAGUUGCGGCGUACAUUCCGCACCUCUUACCCGCUGUUCCUCGUGCUUUACGGCUCGCUGUUCGUGUCAUCUCUAAUCGGAAACGGAUGGAUGGUGCUUCACAUUUAUCGCGAGAAACAGCCGCGAGAGACAGUGUGCGUUUACCUCUUUGCCAACGCACUCAACGACAUCUUCAAGCUGCUCGUGGUGAUGCCCAUCACUCUUGUGACUCUCUUUCUGCAUAACUGGGUCUUUGGCAGUUUCCUGUGCUUUGCGUCACCUAUUGUUCAAGAUUUUCCUUUCUACUUGACCUUGCUGACGUUCGUGGCAAUCGCUUGCGACCGGUACCGCUAUGCUAUGAACCCGAUGAAGCGCCAGAUACCCCCACCGUUGUGUCUGCUCGGCGUCUGCUUAGUGGCAGGUAUCUUAACCCUACCAUAUGCUGCUUACACAAAGUUUCUCGACUUGGAGCAAUACUUGGGUCAUCAGUUCCGGGGUACGGGAAUCUGUGCCAUCAACUUGACGGAGAACAUUGAAGAGUACAUCCGCGGCUUGUUCAUAGUUCUGUACGCACUACCCGUCGCACUAGUCAUCUACCUGCACGUGAAGGUCUCGGUCGAGAUCAAGGCUCAGGAGGCUUCACUGGCCCUGCACGCAACCUAUCGACGCGAGAGCAACGGCGAAGAGGCGUCCGUCUGCUCAGUGGCGUCGUCGUCCAUGGCGCCCGAGUCGGUGUACAGCACACGCUCGUGCGCCGCCUUUCCAGCGGCGCGCCGUUCGCCCCCCGGCGGCGACGCUCUCGACUGGCUCAAGGAGCGUCGCACGCAGAACACGGUCAUGAUGAUGGUGACCGUGUACGCCGUGUGCUUGCUGCCGCUCAACGUGCUGCGCCUCAUCGUGCACGUCGUCCACGAGGGGCCCGAGCACAGCGUCCACUUCGACCUGUCCUUUGCCUUCGCUGUCCUCAUCGCCUUCCUGCCCACGCUCGGCACACCAUACCUGUUCCGUGUUUGGCGGCUUAGCCUGGAUGCGUGCCAGUACAGCAAGCUGCAGCGCGCAGGCCGCAAAGGACGCUGCGGCUCCAGGGCCUGA